AAAAAAAAAAAGAUCCUCCGUUAAAGAAACAGGCAAACAUUCUUUUUUCCUUCUAUUUUCUUUUUUCUUUGAGCUAUCUGUGCAUUGGAUACUGGUAUUACUUUUCUGCUUUGAUACAUAUAUACCAAUGAUUGCUCAACACGAAACCAGUGGCGAUCGUUCACGAGACGGUGAUGACAUGACCCCAUCACAGUUUCUUGAACAAUGUACCGAGCUGAAUCUCGAUAACAAUAACCCUUUUGACCCUUCGGCUUUUUCUAUCAUGGACGCCUCUGCCAAUACCGAAGAUCAGCUCCGUCAACGUCAUGACUCGUCGGUAGGCAUGUUUGUAACACCGUCGUCUUCGACAAGUUCAGCGUCAACGUUACCUGAAAUGUGGGAAAUGCGACACGGGGAUCACGUUGCCCCGGACAAUCGAGCGUUUGCUAUGUCCAAGCACUCGUAUGCAUCACCUUAUCCUCCUCCAGGACAAGUUCCUUUGAUGUAUCAUCGUCCAUCUGACCCUGUCGCAGCAAAUGAUUCUUAUCGGUUCAUGUCAAUGAACAACUCCGCCACCGACGGGUCUUACUACGAGAAUGGUUCGGAGUUCGUACCUCAUCACCGUGGCAGCCUACCUGAUAUUCAUCAAGGAUAUUCCCCUCCACAACAUCCGAUGCCACCUCCACGGUAUCGACGUCAUACCGAAAGCUCCUUACAAAUGCCCAAUGUAUCAAGGCGACGACAAAGUCGAGAAACGGAAGACGAAGAAGAAAAACGCAAAACCUUCCUGGAAAGAAAUAGACAAGCUGCACUGAAAUGUCGACAGCGCAAAAAGCAAUGGUUGGCCAACCUGCAAGUCAAAGUGGAAUUUUUAACGACGGACAACGAGAACUUGCAACGACAAGCGACGAUGUUACGUGAAGAAAUAUUGAACUUGAAGACACUUUUGCUGGCCCACAAAGAAUGCCCAGUUGCACAAGCCAAUGGCGUGGUUGGUCUGGAAAGUCUACGUGCACCACCAGGCAUGAUGUUUCACCGACCGCAUACAAUACCCAACUCUGCCCCCACUCCACUUCCCGCUGCAUCCGCCAAGGAUCGAGUUCCAGCAGAAUGAUUAUUCGUCCUUCUUUUUUGCAACUGUCUUUUAUUUCCAUCUUCCCUCUUUUGCCUUCAUUUCGAUAACAUGUUAGCAAAAAAAAAAAAAAAAAA
Molecule: messenger RNA, 1188 nt
Organism: Radiomyces spectabilis
Lineage: Eukaryota; Fungi; Mucoromycota; Mucoromycetes; Mucorales; Radiomycetaceae
Exons: 4
Coding region: 128-1093 (321 amino acids)
Biological process (GO): regulation of transcription by RNA polymerase II
Molecular function (GO): RNA polymerase II cis-regulatory region sequence-specific DNA binding; DNA-binding transcription factor activity, RNA polymerase II-specific
Source: RefSeq, a predicted model, not a curated record